Culex pipiens pallens (northern house mosquito) is the source of this 379-nucleotide messenger RNA. RefSeq lists its product as uncharacterized. Bases 1 to 345 code for a protein of 114 amino acids. The record is from RefSeq and is a predicted model, not a curated record. Lineage: Eukaryota; Metazoa; Arthropoda; Insecta; Diptera; Culicidae. The transcript has 3 exons.
AUGGUUCACUUUUGUCGUGGACCUUUGAAGCGAAUUACCAGCGUACACUGGAGCGAGUUGGCACCGACUCCAGAGUGCUUCCGGGCCACGAGUACACGAAUUCUGAAAGGCCAUAAAUACCGGGCCGGGGCCGGGCAAAGUCCUUCAUCAUCGCUCCGGCUCCGAGUGCAAGCAGUCGUGCUGAGGCAACGUCGUCCCUCCUCUCAAAAGGGUUCGGGGACCUACCUUGGCCAGCAGAGUGUGGGCAGGACGAGCGGUUACCACAGAACUUUCACACUGUGCAGCACCAUACAUUCUCAUUACCAAACUGUGCUGUUACUGGAGCAGGAUAUUGCAUUACUGUAGGAACUUGGCUAGUGUUGUUGAAUUGUUUUUAAAA